AUGAGUCGUAAUUUUGGAUUUUUUGAAAAACUGGGUUUAAAAGGACCAAAACCUGUGAUUAUAUUUGGCAACCAUUUGGACCAACUCUUUGCUUCCAAACCCGAUCUCGAAGUCCAGAGAAUGAGAAAAUAUGGCAAAAUUUAUGGUAUAUUCGAAGGCAGUCGACCGAUAAUACAAGUGGCGGAUCCGGCGGUAAUUAAACAAAUAAUGAUGACAGAGUUCACCGAGUUCAACUCAAAGUAUCCGGUAACUCAAGGCGGCCAUUGGCUACUGAGCCAAUUCAUUGUGACCCAAACGGGCGACCGGUGGCGCCGUACGCGCGCAGCCAUUGGGCCCGCGUUCACUGCUAAACAGGCGCGAUCGCAGUCUAAUAAAAUAGCCGCGUGUGUCGACAAUUAUCUGGUGCCCCAAUUGCGUGCGCACGCGCAGAGUUCGGCGCCCGCCGAUGUCAGGCGCGUGUUCGGCCAGUUUGCGCUCAGCACAGCCUCGCUGUGCGUUUUAGGCGAACCCAUUGACCCCUAUAACGAUGUCGACCACCCGUUCGUACGCCACUCGUGGCCACUGAUGCGAGCGCCCACUUGGAUGUUAUACGCGCUGCAACUGUUGCCCAAUCGGUUGUUGAGCGCCGUUGGCCUCCAGUCC
Medioppia subpectinata is the source of this 642-nucleotide messenger RNA. Lineage: Eukaryota; Metazoa; Arthropoda; Arachnida; Sarcoptiformes; Oppiidae. The record is from the annotation of a GenBank genome assembly.